Messenger RNA from Blepharisma stoltei, 480 nucleotides. The record is from the annotation of a GenBank genome assembly. NCBI's taxonomy places the organism in Eukaryota, Ciliophora, Heterotrichea, Heterotrichida, Blepharismidae.
AUGAGUGUAAAGGAUCGAAUUGCUGCCCUCAAUAAAGGACUCAAACCAAAAGAAGAAAUUAAAUCUGCACCAGCUCCAAUUAACAUUUAUGAAGAAACAAAAAACUCACCACAAAAAGAUGAGCAGCCUAAUCAGCCAAUGAGCAUUAAAGAUAGAAUUGCAUUAAUGAAUAAGCGAGAAGAAACCAGCAAGACAGAUACUUAUACGCCGGGCAAGCUGGCUCCUAAAACUAAUAAUCCUCCAAGCCAGCCUCAAGUACAACCUCAAGCAAAGCUGGAAGUGCAGAAUGAAAGCAAAAAUAUAAAAUCCCUUCAAGAAAAAUUAGGAAAUAUACAGUUUCAGCCACAGAAUCCUAAUCUUUUUCCUCAGCCAGUAUCUAAGCCAGUAGAAGCUAAUUUGCAUUCAGAAGCUAUUGAAAUUGCUAUGCAAAAGCCCUUAAGACAUAGAAAUCCUCCUAAAUCAGCCAACUUUGACUUUUAA